Molecule: messenger RNA, 1656 nt
Organism: Lodderomyces oxycetoniae
Lineage: Eukaryota; Fungi; Ascomycota; Pichiomycetes; Serinales; Debaryomycetaceae
Product: tRNA (uracil) methyltransferase
Exons: 1
Coding region: 1-1656 (551 amino acids)
Biological process (GO): tRNA methylation
Molecular function (GO): tRNA (uridine) methyltransferase activity
Source: RefSeq, a predicted model, not a curated record
AUGUGGCGAGGUGAGCCAACUUUAAUAAGAGACGAAGAUUCGAUACUUGGUAAAAAAUGGGUUUCGAUUUAUGAAAAAGAGGUGGACUUUAGUCCGGCGCAUUUUGAACAGGCGAUGUUGAAUAUCAUCAAACAACCAAAUAUCAACUCUCCUGUUAUCCUCAGAACAGACAUAUUGAAGGAAAAUAUGUAUGAUCCGAAAGAAGGCAACACUACUUUUGUCAGUAAGCUAAUAAACUCUGUGCCGGAUAUAGCCGUGGGUACGGGAAACCUCGAGAACCCACUACUACAUCGAGAUCUCAUGGAUGUUGAAAUUAGACAGUUCUCGCUUGAUGAUGAAUUGAAGUUGCAAAUUAGAAGGGAGGUUGUAAGAAGGAUAAUACCAAGAAACCCGUUUCGGGACUAUAUUAUCAACCAAACAUGUUUAGUCAUGAAAUCGGAAGAUAAUUUAUCUACCUUGAUUGUCUAUAUACCACAUGUCAAGACAGAGGAAGAAUUACCGUAUUAUCUACCUCCGGUAUACGGAGUUGGCAUACUACAUUACAACAAUAAGGUGUCAAUACAUUAUCUAACUUUUCCCAACUCAAAUUGGCAACAGGAGAAACAGAGUAUUGGGGCAAUGGAUAUUCUGGGAAGACCAAUGAGGACGGCAUUGCGAUUAUUGGAAACCGCAACAAAGCACUCCACCGGGGUCAAAUUGGGAUACGAAAAACGAGUGAACCAUGACUUGGUUAUAUCCAAGGUUGAUUUUCAAAACCGAUAUAUCUAUUUAAAGUCAAAAUAUUCUUCUCAGUUAGUCAGUAAUUGGUGUGAAAGCACAGAUCCCAAAAAGCACGUUUUUGAAGAUCUAGCUAUUGCAGCCUUUUUGAUUGAAUAUUGGAAGUUGAAAAAAUUUGAAAUUGGUAGUUUUGAGUUUCGAGAUAUGGGGUGUGGUAAUGGUUUGCUUGUAUAUAUUUUAAUAAUGGAAGGCUAUAGAGGACAAGGUAUAGAUGCAAGAGCAAGAAAAUCAUGGGACAUGUACCCAGAGAAAGUGCGGAUGAAUUUACUAGAAAAGAUCAUUGUACCUGGCAUAUUGUUAAAGCCACAUCCAUCCUUGGCCAAGAUAGCUCCUGAGAUCAAAGACAACGGACGACAAUUUGCCCAGACUGCGGAUGACCAGGUGAAUUACUAUACUGCUAGCAGUCUCCUCCAUUCGUCAAAAGUAUGCACUACAGAAGAAUUCCCCAAAAAUACAUUUCUCAUUGGUAAUCACUCAGAUGAAUUGACGUGUUGGAUGCCACUUUUGGAAUUCCCCUUUUUGGUGAUACCAUGUUGUUCACAUACACUAAGCGGUAUUAGGUUCAGAUAUCCACCAAGGAAGAUACCGUGCUUGACUGGGAUACGAGCUUCUCCACAGUCCUCUACAUAUGGCUCACUAGUUGAUCAUGUUGAAGAUAUUGCAAUUUUGAAUGGCUGGCAAAUUGAAAAGGAAAUGUUGAGAAUCCCAAGUACAAGAAACGCAGCGAUUAUGAGUUGUGCAAAAAUAAAGUCAUUUCAAGAUGAGCCACUGGAUAUCUCACAAUUGAGAGUAUUGGAUAUAAUUGCAAUGGAAGGCGGUGCCGAAGGGUGGGUUGAAAAUUCGCUAAACUUGAUGAAAGGGGCUCCUAGAAAUCAUUAA